This is a messenger RNA of Striga asiatica, 717 nucleotides long. The record is from the annotation of a GenBank genome assembly. NCBI's taxonomy places the organism in Eukaryota, Viridiplantae, Streptophyta, Magnoliopsida, Lamiales, Orobanchaceae.
AUGGACAAAGGCAUUUCUCCAAACAGGUCAUUAUCAGAAAGAAUUAACUCUUGCAGAUUACUCAACAAGCCAAACUCCAGAGGCACAGUCCCAUUAAACCGGUUUGAGGCCAAAUUCAGGAGGGUGAGGCCGUUUUCAUUCGCCUCGAAAUACGUUAGGCUGCUGAUGUCACCAAUCUCUCUAGGAAUGAGCCCACUUAGGUUGUUAUUACCGAUUCGGACACUCGACAAGGUUCAACAGCUGAAGCUCAUUGUGCAAGCCCAACUCAUCAGGGAUGAAGCCAGUCAAGCAGUGAAAAUUCUCAGGCCGGUCAAGUUGGCAACCCAUGAAGGGAUUGUGCCAUUUAGCCUGUUUGUGAAAAGGUGCAAAGAUUCUAGCUUUUUCAAGCUAUCGAGCUCUUUCGGUAUAUCACCAGUGAGGAAGUUACUGGAAAGGUGCAAAGCUCUGAGAUUUUUGAGCCUUGAGAACUCGGAAGGAAUUGGGCCGUCGAAAUUGUUGAACGACAAAUCAAGAAACUCGAGUUCGGACAGCUCGGCGAGAGCUGGUGGGAUAAAGCCAUUGAAAUUGUUGAACGAGAGGUCGAGAGAUUUUAAGGAUUUGAGCUGUGAGAUUAAGGUUAAAUUGCCUCGCAAGCCCUGGUUAGAGAGAUCAAGAGACUCAACUAAUGAGUUAUUGCAAGAAAUGCCUGGCUGGAUGCAAAAAUCCGAGGUGUUUUGA